This is a messenger RNA of Homarus americanus (American lobster), 2424 nucleotides long. Its product is annotated as beta,beta-carotene 15,15'-dioxygenase-like. The transcript is spliced from 11 exons. Gene Ontology annotation, molecular function: carotenoid dioxygenase activity; beta-carotene 15,15'-dioxygenase activity. NCBI's taxonomy places the organism in Eukaryota, Metazoa, Arthropoda, Malacostraca, Decapoda, Nephropidae. Gene Ontology annotation, biological process: retinal metabolic process; carotene catabolic process. Bases 47 to 1690 code for a protein of 547 amino acids. The record is from RefSeq and is a predicted model, not a curated record.
CGAAGAAGUGUACGUUGUUGUUGUCAGCUGUGGACACCGGCAAGAGAUGAGUGAAAGCAGGGAGAGUGAGAGCAAUGGUAAGGCAGUACCUCCAGCGUUGCCCCAAGUGUGGCUCAGGACUUGUGACGCAGAAACCAUCCGACCUGUCCAAGGAAAGCUGACUGGGAAGCUCCCUGCAUGGCUCAACGGGAGACUGACUCGCAAUGGGCCAGGUAAGGUGCAGUAUGGUGACACUCGCUUCAACCAUCUGUUUGAUGGCUCAGCCUACAUCCAUCAGUUCAACAUAAAGAACGGCAACGUCACCUACCAGUCAAGAUUCCUUCAAAGUGACACUUACAAACGGAACACAAAAGCAAACCGCAUAGUAGUGUCCGAGUUUGGCACAGCAGCGUUUCCUGACCCUUGUCAGACUCUCUUGCAGCGGUUCAUGAGUUUCUUCACACCACUGACUCAAAAUGAAGUAACAGACAACUGUGUAGUGAGUGUGUGUUACUUUGGAGACCAACUUUAUGCUCUCACGGAAACUAACAGGAUGAGACGCAUCGACCCGGAGACUCUUGCCUCCGUCGGAGAGAAGACACAGCUGGAUCACUACAUAGCUGUCAACACAGCUACAGCUCACCCACACAUAGACCCAGACGGGACAGUCUACAACAUGGGCAAUUCUUAUGUUGGUAUAAAAGGACCAACUUACAACAUCAUCAAGUUCCCACCACCGAAGGAGGUUGAUGGCAAAAAGAUAUCAUCUGUGGAGCAGGCAGAGAUCAUCUCCACUAUCCCCUGCCAGUGGAAAAUGUACCCAUGCUACUACCACUCCUUCGGUAUCACCGACAACUACUUCAUCUUCGUGGAACAACCCUACGUCUUCAACAUGAAGAAGUUCCUCCUAAACUGCUACAUAGGGAAGCCAUACUUAGAAGCAGUGGAGUGGUAUGGUCAGGAAAAGACGAAAUUCCGCGUGGUGCAGAGAGACACUGGUGAGAUGUUGGCAACAAACUACGUUACUGCCGCCUUUCUCACCUUCCACCACACUAACUCCUAUGAGAAGGACGGCCAAUUGGUCAUCGACUUGGCAGCCAUGGAAAAUGGAAAUGAGGUGAAUCAAUUGAUGUUAAAGAACAUUGAGAAACCAGAGUUCGAGUGUUCACUGGACACUACGCCAUUUCAUCGGCGUUUUGUAUUGCCUCUUAAUGUGAAGAAUUCUCCAGAAAAUACGAACUUAGUAACACUGAACACUAAAUGUUCUGCCUAUAAGCGCAAGAAUGGAAGUAUUGAGGUAGAGGGACAGGUGAUCUCCAAACAGUACUUUGAUCUUCCUCGCAUCAACUACAAGUACAAUGGGAAGGAAUACACUUACUCCUACGGUGUGGAAGUUAACCCCAAAGGAGUAGAGUUUUCUCAGCUUGUGAAAAUGAACGUGCAAACUGGAGACGUCUCCUUGUGGCACGAGCAGGGCAAGGUGGUGAGCGAACCUGUGUUUGUGGCGGCUCCAGACGCUACCAGCGAGGAUGAUGGUGUAGUGCUCUCUACCCUCAUAGAUAAGAAAGAACCAAAGUUGGUGGCGUUGCUGGUGAUGAACCCCAAGACGUGGACGGAGAUGGCCAGGGUGGAGUUUGAGGCGUGCGGAAUUGUCACCUCCACCUUCCAUGGACAGUUCGCUGCUGAUGAUGAACCUGUUCAUAUUUUAUAAGAUCACCUGUAUCAUGCUCUUGAGGAAUAUUAUUAACAGAUGAAUUUUAUCAACACUUGUGAUGAGGAUAUUUUAGUAAUACAAGUUAAUAUCAUAAACCUGGCUACUGUAGCCUACUAACAUUCUAACUAGAACUUUACCAGCCCCAUAAUAUAUUGUAUUGUACCAUAUUCACUUUACACUUUGUGGAAUGCUGUACUGUACUGUAAUAUUCACGGUGCACAUAGUGGAAUGUUGUAUCGUAAUGUACUGCAUCAUACUGCACACUAUGAAGAUUGUUGUAUUGUAAUGUACUAUACCAUACUCACUGUGAACUUUACGGCAAAACUGCAAAACUAAGCACGAGAUAGAAUAUGCAUAUGCACUUAAUUCCUCAACAAUGUUUUCCGUUACAUAACCUGGCAGUUGCGAUAUAGUACAGUAAUGUUAGUAGCAUUGAGUACAUCUUCAACAGUGGUGUAGAAAACAUCAUGUAUAGUACAGUAGUACUAUUAUGUAUCCAAACACAAUUUUAGUAACAAAUGUUAAUAAAAAUAUUAAUCUCAUAUAAAAUAUUCACAGUAAAACCUUAAAUUCAAGAUUUACUUUCAUUGAUAGAGUAAAGUAUUAUACAGUAAUUACAUUUAAAGAUGAAAAAUGAUUUCAUUAUAUUACUUACAAAUUGUAGUUCAACUUGAAAUUUGGAAACAGCAUGGCAUCCCAGUGGCCCCCCACCCCCCAUACUCUCCAGAUCU